Geodia barretti is the source of this 4048-nucleotide messenger RNA. Lineage: Eukaryota; Metazoa; Porifera; Demospongiae; Tetractinellida; Geodiidae. The record is from the annotation of a GenBank genome assembly.
UGCUGCGGCGCAGAUAAAUAGGGGCGGCUUUUUUCAUGAGGGAAGACUUCCAGAGAGAGAGUGCAGACUGCGACUGAAGGACAGCUGCAUAUGCUGCGACAAGCUAGCCGCCAGACUAGUGUUUGCAAAAGAUCUUCGCGAUCCCUCCUCUAAGAACCUCUGGGUCGGGCCGGUCACAGUCAGCUUCUCCCCCGUCCGUCCGUGCAGAUUCGGCGGCCGACGGAAGAUGUCAGAGGUGGUAAAGAGAGGCUAUCUCUCCGUGAGACGGAGGAACCUACUCGCCUCGUCAUCGUACAAGCAGAGGUUCGUGGUGCUAAAGAUGGGAGGCGAGGGCCGAGGUAAACUAGUGGAGGUAUGGGACUCGCAAACCUCCGAAAAGGACCCGUAUCGACUGGUGUUGGGCAAACUCCUGGACGGUCCAGACCAAGCCUUCGAACAGCGGGAAGAGAUACGCUUUUCAGCUGCUAGUUGCAGAUGAGGUGGUGCUAACAUUCGGCUGUUCGUCCGUCAAAGACAGGGAAGAAUGGAUGACUGCAUUUAACGUCUUCAGAAAGAUGGCACUCCCCGUCUCGGAGCACCCGGCACUCCAGGCAUCAAUCACUAACGAAAGGAACUUUUUCUCGGUGUUUCUGAGCAAGACACACAGCUCCCUGGCCAUUCACCAGGGCCAGUACAUGCUGUCCCUGGACAACGAGGCAAUCUCUCUCCACUGGAUCACGACCGCCGCCAUCGCGCACACCUGGCCUCGCAAGACCGUCCAGGAGUUCGGAAUGAGGGGCUCAAAUCUCGUGCUCAAGGUCUGCAGGGCUGGAGGAAGCUCGUCGAAUGUGGUGGAAUUUGAAUUCAGAGCCACCAACUCCACCACAGUGGCCAUCCUCAAGAGAUGGAACAUUGUGCUGAUGGAAUCCAUCGCAGCCAACUGCGGGGAUCCAGAGCAGAUGAACUAUAUCGGGAAGGUGCUCAACAGGCAGGCCACUGAUAGCCCGGAGACUGGAGGAGGUAGUAGACUCAGCAAGUCUUUCCGCAAGCGCAGCCAGUCGACGAAAGAGAGACAGACGGACGUGAAGGAGAAGUGGAUCCUUUUCAGGUUCACGGAGUGCUACCCUUCGUCCCGGGAUGCUGGGUGUGGACACGCCCUCUCCGCAGUCAACAAGUGGGACCAACUCACCGCAGAAAGCACCCCACCACGUCCCCCCGCCCCUCCCACCUUCACUUGCCGGAGAAAUUGGCGAAGCUGCUCGUCCGGGUCACCUGCAGUCUUCCCCACCCCCCCCUCCCUCCCCGCCCUCUCCGAGACUACUCCAGCAGUGAGGAAGACUCUGACUACGCCUACAUCAAGGAGGACGAGGUGAAGGGACCGGCAAAGUCCCCUAACUCUCCCUCGGAGAGCCCGCGGGGAACUGGGGAGAGGACUCUUGACCAGGAGCUAGAAGACCUUGAGAUUAGCAUGAGGAGGGAGAGGAAGGAGAAGAAGAGAAAGGCGGCACUGGAGAAGAAGAGAGCAGUGACUAUGGCUGCUCGCCCGAGCCACCAGCGUCCGCCUCUGUUUUUCACCCCGGCCGACCCCGAAGAUUACCUGGAGCCUCUCUCGUUGGGGGGCAAUCGUCCGAGGAGCACGGGGGACUACGCGACUCCGAUUCCGUCUCACGGCCGCUCCUGCUCUGAACCCGACACAUCGUUCUGCUCGGACUCAAAGUCUCUCUCACAGCCGACAAUCCACACGCUCCACUACAACCCUCCCCACCUCUCUCCGACUCCCGAACUCUGCGAGACUCCGCCCACCCUCCCCUCCCGCGCCUGGCGCUCGAAGGAGAGCCCCGAUCGCUCCAGAGACGACUCGGACAUUUCUCCCUAUGCCGUGGUGAGCAAGAUCCUGCCGGGGAGGAUAGUAGAGGAAACUGACUCACGUGCUCCCUCGGCCAGAAACAGAGCAAAGAGCUCGCCAACAUCCACACAACGGCAUGAACUAGACCAGACACAAGCUAGCGAUCAGUCCUCUGAACCAGCAGAGAACUCAGCUACUUCUCAAAACACAGCUCAGAAUUCGACUUUGGAUUCGACUUUGGCAGCAGACGGGGAGGCGGAGUCGGCCCCGCCCAUUCCUCCCCGAAGCCCUAUCAAGGAGAAGCUGUCCUUGUGUUCCAGCACGUCGUCUAUCGCCUCGAACCACUCACACCGCUCCAGCCAUGGGCACGUGGCCGGCGUCCGUUGCUCAAAGUGUCUUCGCCAGCUGAGGGCACCAGUCAACAAGACGCUCUCAGAGCACCGCGGUCAACCGUUGUCUCAGGGCAUGCCUCCACUCCACCACCACCACGAGAAGUGCUCUCUGCCGGACCUCAACACCACCGUGAACGGAGUGGUCCCGGAGAACAGUCUCCAGCAGCAGAGACAGAGGGGGCAGCGCGGACGGAUCCCCAGCGCGUCCGAGUCUCGCUCCAGCUCAGACGGAAGCUCGUCUUCCCUCCACUCCCCUGGUAAUUACCUGGAGAUUGUUCCUGACUCCGGUACUGCGGGGUCGUCACGAGGCGGCACCAACAGUAGAGGACGGAACUCUGACCCGGAAAGCCUGCAGAUUUUGGACGACUUUCUGCAGUAUUUUGAUGACAAGGUCAACUCUCUGAACCAGGCUGACGGGUCCUCCCCUGAUCAGCACAGACAUGCCGCAUUCACCUCCCCGCCUCACUCCAAUGGGUGCACCCCAUCCCGGAGGAUGAAUGGGGUAAAGGAUCCCCCGUUACUCCAACGCAGCAACACCCUCGCCUCGUCCGUAAACCACACCCAUUCACCACACCCACCACACCCAAUCAUGCCGAACAAGAGUCUCUCUUUCACGACCGGCACUCGUUCCCCGGCUCCGCCCGUCCCUCCUCGCAGCGAUAUCUCUCUCGGAGGGCAGGGGCGGGCUCCACACUACCCCUCCAACCACCACCAGCCACUCUAUGCCACUGGGUACCACCCUCGACCGUGGGCCCGUACCAGUAGCUCCGGGUCUUUCAGCAGCACCUCUGGCGACAGUAGAAGCCCCCCGGCACUCUACAGUGUUCGGACACGUCAGUCCAGCUCCGGUUCAAUUCACAGCGGGAGUCCGAGCCCCACAAUGGCUCCGGCUCCUCCUCUUCCUCACCCGCGCUCCUGGCAGAACCUGGCUCGCCACUUCACCCAAGUCCCUCCAGAGAACGAGGGCUCGGCGACCGUCUUCAUACACCACCUCAAACAGGAUCGUCGUCGCGUCAUGCACUCGCACAUGGUCUGAACCACAUGUGCUCAGAGUGUGCUCACGAGAGAGCCAGCCGUCACAGCUGGCAAAAAAACUGUGAAACACUUUUUAGUCAUGUCGUCUGCACUUUUUCGUUGGUUGUCCGUCUGCUUUGUGUCUACUUUGUGUUGUAAUUGUGAGGCUAUUUUACCCACGCCUCGUAUCGUAUCGAUUUUUCGUUCUUUUUGUAUUUCGUGUAUGUUUUGGUUCUUACUAUGUGAGUGUCUCCAUAGGAUGUUCUAGUUUAAAUGUGCGUGAUUUUUGUGUAUCAAUUUACACAAAUUAAUAUUUGAAUAGACAAACAUUUCUGGUUCUUGCGGGUCAAAGUGAUUGAUGCACGUGAAUCAUAUGUUAAUGUUCUUGCCCAUCGUCUUGCCUGGCACUGUCUCCUCAUUUUCCCUUCGAACCACUCAGUCUAGUGUGCCAUGAGGCCUCCGCCCCUUCAGAGAAUGGUGCAGAAUUUAGAAGAAGCAGUGUUGAUCCUCGCUACUGCUCCCUGCUCUUCAACGUCACGACAGUAGUCGGCGGGUUGCUCGCUUCCUCCCUUUGUAUUACUCUCGCCCUGGGUCUGGACCGCGGAGCUGGUAGUGGAAGUCCUCAGGAGCGAGUAUUUGUUCCUCUGGUCCUCAGGGAACCCGGCGAGAUGGGCCUCCAGCCACGUCACGUAGCAGUUCCGCAGUACGCGCCCGCUGCGGAGCUCCUUGUAAAUGACGACUGCCGUGUCGUCGUAGCGACGUGAUAUGUACUCGUCGACAAACGGCUGCACCUUCCUCCGCCUAAGCAUGAACCAAG